AUGGAACUCAACCGAGAACAUUUUCACACCAUAAUUUUUUACAACUUUCAGAGACAAUUAUCGCAACAAGAAUGCCUUGCUGAGUUACUAUAUUUUGGCGACGAAGCGCCACAUCAGUCGACAAUUUCCCGUUGGUAUGAAGAAUUCAAAGAAAUCGUCGAUGCUGUGCGCAAACUCAUCAUUGAAGAUAGACAUGUGUCCUUGAAGAUCUCAAAGACCUCAAUUCAAAAAAUUUUACAUGAAGAAUUAGGAAAACCAGCCAGGGUUAAUUGGUGUCAAAAAAUGCUUGACCGUUUCAAUUCCGGAAACUCAAAAAAUGUGUACAGCAUGGUUAGUGGAGAAGAAAAGCCAACAAAAAUGGUCGCGACAUUUGUGUCAAAAGCGCAUAUUGCGACAAAUCCUCUUAAUAAGCAAAGAACUGUACUGUGGAUUGGUAUACCACCAUUUCUUCGAAAAAUCAACCCCGAAAGAAGAAUCAUGCUCCACCAAGACAAUGCAAGCUCGCACACAACCCAAAAAACAAGGCAGUAUUUAACGGAAGAGAACGUGGAAUUAUUGGACCAUCCUCCAUAUAGUCCCGAUCUAAGUCCUAACGAUUUAUUUACUUUCCCGAAAAUUAAAAACAGACUGCGUGGUCAAAGGUUCCAGUCACCAAAAGAAGCAGUUGACGCAUUCAAAAAUGCCUACGGAGCCGAACGGUGCAGACAACGGUCACUCUGGGAUCAGGAAUGGAACAGUAUUGGCUUUAGUGACGAGUCUAGAUUUUGUUUAGGCAUGCACGAUGGUCGUGCCAGGGUUAGAAGGCGACGUGGUGAAAGGAGGAAUCCACAGUUUUUUGUUGAAAGACAUGUUCAUCACACUGUUGGAGUUAUGGUUUGGGGUGCUAUAGCUUAUGGUUCCAGGUCACCUUUAAUCUUCAUCAGAGGUAACAUGAACGCGCAGCAUCCAACUUUCCAACAAGAUAAUGCCCGACCACAUGUUGCAAGAGUCACAAUAGACUUCUUUCAACAUAAUGAUGUCACAUUGUUACCAUGGCCACCAAGAUCUCCCGACUUAUCCCCAAUUGAGCACGUGUGGGAUAUGAUGGGUAGGAGACUCAAUUUGCAACGUCCUCCUCAGACUCUAGAAGCACUUCGAGAGGAGUUUGUGGUUGCCUGGAAUGAGAUACCACAGGAGGACAUUGACCACCUGAUCAGAAGCAUGCCUAGGCGCGUUGGAGAAUGCGUAGCACAUCAGGGUGCAUCCACACAUUAUUAA
Acanthoscelides obtectus is the source of this 1257-nucleotide messenger RNA. NCBI's taxonomy places the organism in Eukaryota, Metazoa, Arthropoda, Insecta, Coleoptera, Chrysomelidae. The record is from the annotation of a GenBank genome assembly.